This is a messenger RNA of Hipposideros armiger (great roundleaf bat), 2269 nucleotides long. It is a transcript of the gene TMPRSS5, whose product is annotated as transmembrane serine protease 5. The transcript has 13 exons. Gene Ontology annotation, biological process: proteolysis. Gene Ontology annotation, cellular component: membrane. NCBI's taxonomy places the organism in Eukaryota, Metazoa, Chordata, Mammalia, Chiroptera, Hipposideridae. The coding region runs from base 105 to 1496 and encodes 463 amino acids. Gene Ontology annotation, molecular function: serine-type endopeptidase activity. The record is from RefSeq and is a predicted model, not a curated record.
CUCCAGCUAAGCUGGCCGGGCUAUUUAGUCAAUGCUGAUCCCAGAACAGGAACAGAACCCUUCCUAGCAGACCCUGAAGCUUUACAUCGGUGCCACUGACUCAUAUGAGCCUGAUGCUGGAUGGCCAAGCCCCCAUGGAAGCUCAGUAUGCAGAGGAGGACCCAGGACCCGGGGUCUUCAGAUCAGAGCCAGAAGACCCACUGCAGAGGCCCGAGGACCAGCAGCAACCCAUCUCUCCGGUGGGGCGCUGGUGCUCCAGGCGGUGUGGCUGUGUGGUGCUGGGAGCCCUGGCGCUGCUGGCUGGCGUGACUGUUGGCUCAUGGCUUCUAGUGCUGUAUCUGUGGCCAGCUGCCUCUCAGCCCAUUCCCGGGACCUUGCAGGAUGAGGACAUGACUUUGAGCUGCUCAGAGGCCAAUGGCGAGGAAGCCCUGCUCCCCUCACUUUCCAGAACAGUGUCUUUCAGAAUAAACACUGAGGACUUGCUGGAAGUGCAGGUGAGGGCCCGGCCAGACUGGCUCCUGGUUUGCCAUGAGGGCUGGAGCUCUGCCCUGGGGCUGCGGAUCUGCCGGAGCCUUGGGCAUCUCAGACUCACUCACCACAAGGGAGUGAAGCUGUCUGACAUGAAGCUCAACAGCUCCCAGGGGUUUGCUCAGCUCUCUCCUAGACUGGGAGGCCUCCUGGAGGAGGUGUGGCAGCCCAGGGUCAACUGCAGUUCUGGACAAAUCGUUUCCCUCAAAUGCUCUGAGUGUGGGGCAAGGCCGCUGGCUUCCCAGAUAGUUGGCGGGCAGGCCGUGGCUCCUGGGCGCUGGCCCUGGCAGGCCAGUGUGGCCCUGGGCUUCCGGCACACGUGUGGGGGCUCUGUGCUGGCGCCAUACUGGGUGGUGACUGCUGCACAUUGCAUGCACAGUUUCAGGCUGUUCCGCCUGUCCAGCUGGCGGGUCCAUGUGGGGCUGGUCAGCCACAGUGUGGUCAGGCCACACCAGGGGGUUGCGGUGGAGAGGAUCAUCCCUCACCCUCUCUACAGCGCCCAGAAUCACGACUACGAUGUCGCCCUCCUGCGGCUCCGGACACCACUCAACUUCUCAGACACUGUGGGUGCUGUGUGCCUGCCGGCCGAGGAGCAGGAUUUUCCGAGGGGUUCGCAGUGCUGGGUGUCUGGCUGGGGCCACACCGACCCCAGCCACACCCACAGCUCGGACACGCUGCAAGACACAGUGGUGCCGCUACUUAGCACCCGGCUCUGCAACAGCUCUUGCAUAUACAGUGGAGCCCUUACUCCCCGCAUGCUGUGUGCCGGCUACCUGGAUGGAAGGGCUGAUGCCUGCCAGGGGGAUAGUGGAGGCCCCCUGGUGUGCCCCGAUGGGGGCACGUGGCGCCUUGUGGGGGUGGUCAGCUGGGGCAGAGGCUGCGCAGAGCCCAAUCACCCCGGCGUCUUCGCCAAGGUUGCUGAGUUCCUGGACUGGAUCCACGAUACGGCAUGGGAAUCCCUCCGCUAGGCCUGUUGUUUUCUCCAUCUCACCGCAUAGCAACCUCACGUUUCCUGGGGUCUCCGGCAGGUCCACUAGAGGGAGGAGAAGCAGCAGACCCUGAUGCAGAAAGCACGGACCUCCUAUCUCUGCACGGGAGACAGUCACCACCCACGGGCCAGCCUCCAGGCCGAAGGGCCUCUCCCCCAGACCCUGAUUUCCAGUCCCUCUAUCUCAACCAGAGAGCAUCAAUGACAAGAGGGGGGUUGGGGCAGGGUUGGGACCAUGGGGGAUCUGACGGAUGUGCGGAAGCUGGAUGGAUGGAGGAGCUGAAGAAGAAGAGGCUGCUGGAAGCAGCUGGGAGCCCGCCUUUCUGCUCUCUCCCCUCCCCAGUCCCUGUGCCCAUCUUUUGGGAGGAUGCUCAGGGGUACCCUGGACCUGCCUUCUCCCUGCGCUCUCAGGCAGGUGGGGGAGGGGCAAGUGCCUCCCAGAGGAGCCCUUAGCUCUGGAGGCUCUUAGGAAGACGGGGUCAAUGCUGGGCCAGCCCAGAUUAAGCCCACGGAGUCAGGAUCCUCUCCACCUUCCUGUGGUUGGUCUCACCUACUUCCUGUCCUGACCUGGCUCUGGCUGGUCCUGCUGGGGCUGGGGUGGGAGCAGGGGCCACUGUAAGAACACUCUGGUUGGUGUUGCAAUAGGGUGUGGUUUUAAAUGACAGUUCUGUGAACUGGUCCAAGGAGUUCUGUUAUUAAAGUUUUGGUCCAGUUCUCCCUUUCUCCCUCUCUCUCUCUCUUACACACACACAC